AUGCCUCUAUUGCAACAGAACCCUCCGAUUCAGCCACCUCAUUACAGUCGUGCAUCCCAAAAGUUAAAGAGUUUGUUGAGUUCAUAUGGGGACAACAACAAUACAACGGCAGCAGCAGCAGCAAAAGAAAUAAAUGGACCAGUUCCAAUUAACAUGAUUGAAAAAUCAGUGGUCCAUCCUCCAAGGACCAUCUACACAAAGGCUAAUUUUUCUAUUCCUGGACACUAUGAAGUUUUACAGAUGUUGGGUAAAGGUUCAUAUGGCACCGUAGUAUCUGCCAUUGAUAACUUUAAUCCAAACUAUCCAAUACGUAUUGCCAUCAAAAAAAUUACCAACAUAUUCCAAAGAGAGGUGCUAUUGAAACGCGCUAUCAGAGAGUUGAAAUUUAUGCACUAUUUCAAGGGACAUAAAAAUAUCGUGUCCCUAAUUAAUCUUGAAAUUGUUAACGAAAAGCCGUACGACGGGUUAUAUUGUUACCAAGAGUUAAUAGAUUAUGACUUGGCUCGUGUCAUUCAUUCUAAUGUCCAAUUUUCAGAAUUCCAUAUCAAGCAUUUCACUUACCAAAUUUUAUGUGGUGUGAAAUACAUUCACAGCGCGGAUGUCAUACACCGUGACCUCAAACCUGGUAAUAUAUUGUGUAGUAUUUCUGGACAGUUGAAGAUCUGCGAUUUUGGUUUGGCAAGAGGAAUAUCACCAUUGUUUACAAACACAAAAACAUCUAACCACAUCACAAAUUAUGUUGCAACUCGUUGGUAUAGAGCUCCUGAAUUAAUCUUAUCGCAUAAAAGAUAUAACAAAUCCAUCGAUAUGUGGGCCAUUGGAUGUAUUCUCGCUGAAUUUUACGGAAGAAAACCGAUUUUUAUGGGCCAGGAUUCCAUGCAUCAGAUCUCCGAGAUUGUUAAAGUUCUAGGAACCCCAUCGAGAGACACCAUAAUAAAAUAUGGCUCAUCCAGAGCAUACGAUAUAUUCUGCCCCCCAAAACCUCAAUAUGCUAAGAUCCCAUGGAUAGAAAUCUAUUCAUUUGCAAGUGGGGAAGCAUUAGAUUUGAUUGAACGACUACUCGAUUGGGACCCUGACAGAAGAUUGACAGUUGAGGAAUCCAUCGAACAUGAUUUUGUUAAAACGGUUAGGGAUAAAAAUGACGAACCUUUAUGCCCACAUGGACCCUUUAACUUCUCCUAUGAAGCCGAGUUCAAGUCUAUGUCCAACUUGAGAGAAGUACUAUAUGCAGAGGUAAAGCAAUUCCAAGAAGAAUGCGCAACAAAGGAUAUUGUUCCGUCUCUUCCAGUUCCCCAACAAAUCUAUCCAAUUUAA
Molecule: messenger RNA, 1314 nt
Organism: Eremothecium cymbalariae DBVPG#7215
Lineage: Eukaryota; Fungi; Ascomycota; Saccharomycetes; Saccharomycetales; Saccharomycetaceae
Gene: SMK1
Product: mitogen-activated protein kinase SMK1
Exons: 1
Coding region: 1-1314 (437 amino acids)
Biological process (GO): intracellular signal transduction; protein phosphorylation
Cellular component (GO): cytoplasm; nucleus
Molecular function (GO): protein serine/threonine kinase activity; ATP binding
Source: RefSeq, a predicted model, not a curated record